CACUGCGGAGUUCAGCAGAGGAGAGAUGAAGAGAGCUCGAGACAGAAACCCAACCGAAAUCACAAAGCUAUAAAAACAGAGGCUUAAACUCGCCGCUACUGAGUCCAACUCAACAUCUCUGCCGUGGACUUUGAUACCAUAUCUGUGUUUAUUCAGGGCUGGAACCCCCCAUUUGGACUGUGCGUUACCAUGCUGGGAGUUCAAAGUGAUGCCCUCCUUGUUGGUUUCAUGCUUUGGAUGGGGAUUCUAUGGGGAGAGAUCGCAACCCAAGAUGAAUUGGAUUUCAUCCCAACACCCAGCCUUGCUCCGGUGAUGCAGGUACCAGCCCCUAAAGAACCCCCCAGAGGAGUUGCCUCCAUGGGGAAGGACUUCCUCGAGUCGGUUCUGUCUCAUAAGGACCAACUGCUGGCCCAGAAGGGAGUGACCCUUCCUAGCGGUUUACCCCCUGAUAUGUUGCCCAUGUUGGGGAUAGGGUUGGGGGCCAGAGCAGAGGCCCUGUCCCCUGACCAGCCCCUCUUGAGGAAGAUGAUCCCUGUGUACAGUGGCAUUGCCCACCCCACUUUACCUCCGGCCGAUGAUUUGCCCACUGAACCCCCGGAAGACGUCGCAACUCCAGUUUGGGAUACCGAUGCCCCAACGCUACGUCCCGACACUGGCUCUAAGCCUUUAUUCACUGCUGCUGUUCCAACUACUGUGAACACUGAGGCAACACCUGCCAUUUUCACCUCAGCUGUAACAAACUGCAGGGUCAAUUUCACUGACCCAGAAGGCUACAUCGAUUCUUCAGAUGAUCCACCCCUUCCUGAAGGAGUGUUCCUGCAAUGCACAUACACAGUGACCGUGUACACUGGCUAUGGCGUGGAGCUACAAGUCAAAAAUGUAAAUCUGUCAGAGAGCGAGCAGCUGUCAAUCAGAGGCAUUGAUGAAGGCGGCGCCUUACUCGUGCUGGCUAAUCAGACGCUUCUGGUGGAAGGUCAGGUCAUCCGCAGUCCAACUAAUACAAUCUCUGUGUUCUACCGGUCAUCUCCAGAGGGAGGCGUCGGCAUGUUCCAGCUACAUUACCAAAUUUUCCGUCUGAGUUGCGCCCUACCCAGACGGCCUCAUUUUGGUGAGGUGUCAGUGAAAAACUUGCAUCCUGGAGGUACGGCCCAUUUCCAGUGCCAUAUGGGAUACCAACUGCAGGGCGACGACACCCUCACCUGUCUCAAUGCAUCACUUCCUGUGUGGAGCAAACAUGAGCCCAGCUGCAGAGCUUUAUGUGGAGGUGUCAUAAAAAACGCCUCGGUAGGCCGGGUGUUGUCCCCCUCACCCCAUUCAGGCCAUAACAGUACUCUGGAUCGCAGCUGUUCUUGGUCCUUGGAGGCCCCUAAUGGCCAGAGGCUGCACCUGCACUUGGAAAGAAUGGUGUUGGGUCCAACAGACAGGCUUGUCUUAUGGAGCGGUCUCGAUGCUGGUUCAGUGGUUCUGUUUGAUUCCGGCCGUGGUGGUCCAAUCCCAUUUGAGGGAGUGAUCAGCGAGGGCCCGUCUGUUCGGGUCCAGUUUAUAACAGACCAGCCAAACAACCACAACACUGGAUUUAACAUCCGCUUUGAGGCGUUUGAAAAGGGACACUGCUAUGAGCCGUACAUCCAAAAUGGAAAUUUCAGCACAACAGACUUAACCUAUGGUGUGGGUACAGUCGUGCAGUUCGCCUGUGACCCGGGCCACUCACUGGAGCAGGGCCCUCCCGUCAUCGAGUGCAUCAACACACGAGACCCCUACUGGAACGACACAGAGCCCCUCUGCAAAGCUCUCUGUGGCGGUGACCUGUCUGGCCCCAGCGGUGUUAUUCUGUCCCCAAACUGGCCUGAAUGGUACGGGGAGGGCGAGGACUGCAACUGGAGAAUUCACGUUGGCGAGGACAAACGUGUUCUGUUGGACGUACAGCUAUUGAAUCUGAGCGACAGUGAUAUGUUAACCAUUCUGGAUGGCGAUGAGGUCACAACACGUAUUCUGGGGCAGUUUGUGGGGGGCACCAGCCCGUUCAAGAUGUCCUCCUCGACCCCUGACCUCACCGUCACGUUCCACUCUGAUCCAGCUGGUCUGGUCUUUGGGAAAGGAGAGGGAUUCAUCAUCAACUACAUGGAGGUGUCUCGCAACGACUCCUGUCCGGACCUACCUGAAAUACAGAACGGUUGGAAGACCACCUCUCAUACAGCCCUGGUCCGUGGAGCUCGCAUCACGUAUCAGUGUGACCCGGGGUAUGACCUCGUGGGUAGUGAAACUCUGAUCUGUCAGGUUGACCUGAACUGGAGCACCCAGCCCCCCUUUUGUGAGAAGAUUAUGUACUGCACAGACCCUGGCCACGUGGAACACUCCACACGCACUCUGUCUGAUCCCAAACUGCUGGUUGGCACCACCAUUCAGUAUAGCUGCAUUCCCGGAUUUAUCCUGCAGGGUGGCGCCACACUUACUUGCUACGGCCGUGAGCCCGGCACCCCAGUUUGGACAUCUCACUUGCCACAUUGUGUCUCGGAAGAGUCUGUAUCAUGUGAGAAUCCUGGACUUCCUGACAACGGCUACCAGAUCUUGUCAAAAAGACUUUACCUGCCGGGAGAAUCUCUAACCUUCAUGUGCUACCAAGGCCAUGAGCUCAUUGGUGAGAUGGCCAUUAAGUGCAUUCUAGGAAAUCCCUCAUUUUGGAGUGGUCCAUUACCACUUUGCAGAGCCAAUCAUGAGUGCUCUAGCCAUCAUGCAUUAGAGGUGGCUGAGGCUGCGGCGGACUCCUCUUUUGAUGGGGGGAGCAUGGCUCUAGCUAUAUUUAUACUAGUGCUGUUAGUGUCUGUCUUACUGGGAGGAACCUACAUCUACGUCACAAGGUGUCGUUACCAUUCAAACCUGAGACUGCCUCUAAUGUAUCCACAUCCCUACAGCCAGAUCACUGUGGAAACAGAGUUUGACAACCCUCUCUAUGAGACUGGAGGGGACACGAGAGAAUAUGAGGUGUCCAUAUGAAGAGACACGCAGAGACGUCCCGUAUUGCUGCAGUGCUUAGAGGAAGUGAUGUAAAUAGCUCCUGACAAUUCCACUUUCCCUACCUCCCCAACCUCCAGAGGACAGGAACGCUAAUGAGCAGAGAGAGAGAGAGGGUCUCGGGAGGGGUUGUGAAACAGGAAGUAUCAGUGCAGAAACAGGUCGGCCUGUAGAAGUUACUGUGGUUUUAUGACACAUAUGCACUUACAGUGGAGGGUCCUCAUUUACCAUUCACAAUCAUGCGUAUGUAUGAACGUAUAAGGCUUUGUUAACAAUGCACAUAAAUCCGAUUUGGUUUGGUUUUGGUAAAAAAUCAGAUUUCUGCUGCCUGUCUGAACAAAGCCUAAGUGUGACGUGACAAUGUGAGAGUAAAAGCAAAUGAAUGAGUUUGUACAAUGUUCUUUCACCUCAACAACUUGACUUAUUGGAAAAGUCAAACCUUGGAGUAUGUGAAACACUUUGUUCUGAUAUAAAGGUGUCGUGGUGGCGCCGUCUGUGUGUGUUUGUGGCCUGUCCUGCCUGCUGUCAUUUUUUAAGUCUUUGUACUUAGAGCAGUUUGUAGUGCAGGUUUUAAAGUAGUAUUUUUUCCCUGUAAGUGACGUCCUACUACAGCAGAGACCAAAAUGUAUUUAUUUUGAAGUAUAUGUGAAAUGUUCUCUGCUGAUGAUAAUGAAUACUUCAUUUCAGAGAUGAAUGAAAAAAGAAAUGUUAAAUAAAUAAAUACAUUUAAAUCUUUUUUAACACA
Myxocyprinus asiaticus (Chinese sucker) is the source of this 3757-nucleotide messenger RNA. RefSeq names its product seizure 6-like protein. The record is from RefSeq and is a predicted model, not a curated record. Lineage: Eukaryota; Metazoa; Chordata; Actinopteri; Cypriniformes; Catostomidae. Gene Ontology annotation, biological process: synapse maturation. Gene Ontology annotation, cellular component: neuronal cell body; endoplasmic reticulum. The coding region runs from base 190 to 2994 and encodes 934 amino acids. The transcript has 17 exons.